AUGUCGGACGUCCUGGUGGCGCUAGUGCGCGUCAAGAAGCGCGACGGGCGCGCCGAGUUCUCGGCCGCGGGGCUGCGCUGGACGGCCGACGUGUCUCCCGAGGCGCCCGCGGGCCAGCACCCGCCCAUCGUGGUGCCCUGGAGCACCGUGCAGGACCAGCAGGUGUCGUCGCUCUCGAGCCCCAAGGCCAUGAUCCGACUGCGGCUCGCGCACAACGCGACGCUCGUGCUGGAGUUCGUGGCGGAGUCCGGCAGCCUGGAGGAGGCCUUCGAGGUGCGCGAGCAGGCCAAAGAGCUGAUCGCGCGCCGCCUGCGCGAGAACGGGGCCCGAGGGACGCGCUCCAACGCCGCGGCGCUGUGCAACCCCACGGAGAUCAAGCAGCGUGCGGCUCUACUGGCAGCCAACCCGGCGCUCAAGCGGCAGCACACAGAGAUGUACAACUUGAACGCCGAGGUGAUCCACCAGAUCUUCAUCCAGUAUCCGGCCGUGUACAGGGCGUACCAGGGGCAGGUGCCGGACAAAAUGACGGAGACGGAGUUCUGGGGAGCCUUCUUCAAGUCCAAGUACUUCCAUCGUGACAGGAAGGCUGGCCACGAGGACAUGUUUACCAAGUACGAGGAAAAGGAGAAGGAAGAGUCGAAGGGCGUGACGAUCGACCCGCGCGGGAUUGUGGAUCCGUUGAUUGACCUCACGAGCACAGAGGAAGACGCUGCAGUGCACCAUGCGAAGCGGCAAACGACGGAGAAGGAAAACCCAUCCAGCAUUACGAUCGCCAAGUUUAACAGGCACGGCGCUUACGUGCUUGAUCCGGCACACGCAGGGAAACUGCAGCAGCAGAAGGCGGGGAAAGGAAAAGCGCAGCAAGCGCUGCCACAGAAAAAGCCCAAGGCAGGUUACCUCGACAACCUGGUGGAUGCGACACUGCUGGACGAUCUGCAGAAUAAAGCGCCACCACCGUACAAUCCGCUUACAUUGGAGGACGAGUCGCGCUACUUCCAGCAUGCGGAGAAGGGCACUGCCGCCGAUGGCAACACAACAGGCAAGCUGUCACUCAUGGACGCAGCGCAGGUGUUCCAAGCGACGUGUAAGGCACCGAUCAAACUGGACAACGCCUAUCCGAGCUCCACGACAUGCUUCAAUGUACUGGCCGAAGUCGUGGCGUGCUCGGACUCCACCAGCGACUCGGCUUCAGCUUCUUCGGCUGCGAACCUGGCAAGCGGUGCACUGGCGGCUGAGUACAUCCCCAACGAGUUCAAGAAGCAAGUUUACAACCAGUUCCACGACGUGUGCGAGCUGUUGCGGCACUUCCUCUCGUUCAAGGCCAAGGUGGCAGAAGGCGGCGGCCCGGACGCUCAGCGCAAGCUCAACAAGAUCGUGGAGAAGAUGGGGUCCAAGUACGACGAGCUGGUGAAGCUGCGCGAGUCGCUGCCUCCGCACGAAAAGAACCUGCUGGCCCCGCUGCUCAAGCCAUUCGACGACCAGCUCAACCUGGCCUUUAUUUAA
Molecule: messenger RNA, 1503 nt
Organism: Phytophthora sojae
Lineage: Eukaryota; Oomycota; Peronosporomycetes; Peronosporales; Peronosporaceae
Exons: 2
Coding region: 1-1503 (500 amino acids)
Biological process (GO): transcription by RNA polymerase II; nucleotide-excision repair; transcription by RNA polymerase I
Cellular component (GO): transcription factor TFIIH holo complex; transcription factor TFIIH core complex
Source: RefSeq, a predicted model, not a curated record